Molecule: messenger RNA, 1704 nt
Organism: Eucalyptus grandis
Lineage: Eukaryota; Viridiplantae; Streptophyta; Magnoliopsida; Myrtales; Myrtaceae
Product: adenine nucleotide transporter BT1, chloroplastic/mitochondrial
Exons: 4
Coding region: 298-1491 (397 amino acids)
Biological process (GO): transmembrane transport
Source: RefSeq, a predicted model, not a curated record
AGAACAAUUCAUCCAGCGACCCAGCUGGAGGGAACGGGAGAGGGGAACUGGGAGAGAGAGAGGGAGAGAGAGAGAGGGAGAGAGAGGUCCUAUUCCGGGUCCUCCAAUCUCUCUCUCGUCGAACAUUCCUUGAUCCACCAUCGCCUUCUCUCUCGUAACGUCCGACCCCGAUCAGAAUCUCUCCACGUCGGGGAGAAUUCUCAACUGUCUGAAAUUAAGAGGGGUUCUUUUAUUUUUUUUUGAGAAGGAUUUGAUCUUACGUCGGAAGCCAGUGCUUGUGGACAAAGGGUUUUGAUCAUGGGUAGGAAAGAUUUGCAGCUUUUUGAUGAUAGGAAGGAUGGGUUCUUCUCUAUUAAUAACUUGGGCUAUCAGUGGAGUUCUGUCGAUCCUGAUAUGUGUCCUGUAGGUGGGUUAUUUGCCAGUGUAGGCCAAAUGGGGAUGAAUUUCGGUUUAUCGCCAAAUUCGCCUAAUAACUGUGAUGUCGGGGGUGUGAAUAGCAUAAAACUGACCUGCCCUGAUUUUAUGAUUAAGUACGUGUCGUCUCCAGAGGGUAUUCGGAUUGUCGGUGUCCCAGAGGAGGAAGAAACUGUGCGCAAUAAAAAGAGUGGGCUUAAAUUGAAACUAAAGGUGAAAAACCCUUCGUUGAGGAGGUUAAUUAGUGGGGCAGUGGCGGGGGCUGUUUCACGGACCACAGUAGCACCUUUGGAGACGAUAAGGACACAUCUGAUGGUAGGAAACAGUGGGCAUUCUACUACUGAGGUGUUCCAGAAUAUUGUGAAGACUGAUGGGUGGAAGGGAUUGUUUAGGGGUAAUUUGGUUAAUGUGAUUCGGGUUGCCCCUAGCAAGGCCAUAGAGCUAUUUGCAUAUGAUACAGUCAACAAGCAGCUGUCACCCAAACCUGGGGAGCAGCCGAAACUUCCAAUCCCUGCGUCAUUAGUUGCUGGGGCCUGUGCUGGUAUCAGUUCAACGUUAUGCACAUACCCUCUUGAGCUAGUCAAAACUCGUCUGACGAUACAGAGAGGGGUUUAUGAUGGUCUCUUUGAUGCGUUCGUGAAAAUAGUAAGAGAGGAGGGUCCAGCAGAGCUCUAUAGAGGCCUGGGGCCUAGCGUCAUUGGGGUCAUCCCUUAUGCUGCCACCAACUAUUUUGCCUAUGACACAUUGAGAAAAGCGUAUAGGAAGGUUUUCAAGCAAGAGAAGAUUGGAAAUAUCGAGACCCUCUUGAUUGGUUCCGCGGCAGGGGCUAUUUCGAGCAGUGCAACUUUCCCACUGGAGGUGGUGCGUAAGCACAUGCAGGUUGGGGCAUUGAGCGGGAGAAAGGUAUAUAGGGACGUGAUCCAUGCUUUCAUGAGUAUCCUUGAGCAGGAAGGAAUUGGAGGCUUAUAUAGAGGUUUGGGCCCGAGCUGCAUGAAGUUGGUGCCUGCUGCUGGGAUAUCAUUCAUGUGCUACGAAGCAUGUAAGAGGAUAUUGGUGGAGGAUGAUGAGGAUGCUUAGAAAUAGAUUUUGCGAGGAGCAUGGAGUUUUAGGUUUUCGGUUUUUUGGCAGAGAGGAGCUGGUUUUGAGCCAUCUCUUAGUUUACUAACCGCAGGCAUGUAUUUUUUGCGUCUACUUUCUUGGUUUGCAUCUUUUUCGCAUAAGGAGGUCGCCGUUGACGUGAUUGUCACGAUUUUUCAAGGUGAGUUAUGAUUUUCAGUCUCUUUCAUUGUA